Molecule: messenger RNA, 168 nt
Organism: Dictyostelium discoideum AX4
Lineage: Eukaryota; Evosea; Eumycetozoa; Dictyosteliales; Dictyosteliaceae
Exons: 2
Coding region: 1-168 (55 amino acids)
Source: RefSeq, a predicted model, not a curated record
AUGUCAUUGUUUAAAUCAAUUAUUUCAAUUAACCAAAUUAAUAAAUCAAAAACAACAAAAAUAAAUGAAAAUAUAAAUAAAAAUUAUUUUUGUGAUGAAAAUAAAAACUCAAAGUGGAGUCCAAUAAUUAUAUAUGUUGGAUUUUAUGUUGGUCCAGCAUAUAUUUGA